GCGGACGGCGGCACCAUGAUGGCGCAGCGGGCGCUGCCUAACCCCUACGCGGACUACGACAAGUCCUUGGCCACCGGCUACUUCGAUGUCGCCGGGAGGCUGACCCCCGAAUUCACGCAGCGGCUGAAUAACAAAAUCAGGGAGCUGCUGCAGCAGAUGGAGAGGGGCCUGAAGUCUGCUGACCCUCAGGACUGCACCACGUACACGGGUUGGGCAGGCAUUGCUUUGCUGUAUUUGCACCUGCAUGAUGUGUAUGGAGACCCCUCCUACCUUCAGGUGGCCCAUGAGUACGUCAAGAAGAGCCUGAGCUGCCUGACAAGACGAUCCAUCACCUUCCUGUGUGGAGAUGCUGGGCCCCUGGCAGUGGCUGCUGUUGUCUACCACAAGCUGCAGAGCCACAAGCAGGCAGAGGACUGCAUCACACGCUUGCUCCACCUGCACAAGCUGGACCCUCGGGUGCCGGACGAGCUGCUGUACGGGCGCGUGGGCUACCUCUACGCUCUGACCUUUGUCAACAGGCACUUUGGAGAGGAGAAGAUCCCUCAGAGUCACAUUCAGCAGGUCUGUGAAGCAGUUGUGGCCUCAGGAGAGAGCUUGGCCAAAAGGAGGAACUUCACAGGGAAGAGCCCUCUGAUGUAUGAGUGGUACCAGGAGUACUAUGUAGGGGCAGCCCAUGGCUUGGCUGGGAUUUACUACUACCUGAUGCAGCCUGGCCUUGGGGUGAGCCAAGUGAAGCUGCACAGCACAGUCAAAGCCAGCGUGGACUACGUCUGCAGCCUCAAGUUCCCCUCCGGCAACUUCCCUCCCUGCCUUGGCGACACCAGGGACCUGCUCGUCCACUGGUGCCAUGGGGCACCUGGGGUUGUCUACAUGCUUGUCCAGGCCUACAAGGUCUUUGGGGAGCCACAGUACCUGAAUGAUGCCCUGCAGUGUGCAGAAGUCAUCUGGCAGUAUGGCUUACUGAAGAAAGGCUAUGGGCUGUGCCAUGGGACAGCAGGCAAUGCUUAUGGCUUCCUAGUGCUCUACAACCUCACUCAGAACAUGAAAUACCUCUACAGGGCCUGCAAGUUUGCAGAGUGGUGUUUGAGCUACGGCCAGCACGGGUGCCGGACUCCAGACACUCCCUUCUCUCUCUUUGAAGGAAUGGCUGGAACAAUUUACUUCCUUGCUGACCUGCUGGUACCAACCAAGGCAAAGUUCCCUGCUUUUGAACUCUGAGUCUGGCAGUUUCCUGCCCUUUUCCUUCCAGGCUUUGGAAAAGAGCUUCAGAGCUGCUUUCUCCUUCUUCCAACCCUCUUUGUUGUUCACCUAACUGAACAUAAACCCAACCCCCCCCUGCCCCCCACCAGGGCAUGCUGAGUUCUCUUAACAUUUCUAGGCCUCUCAUUGCAUCCUUUCAGCUCACAAGACAGCAUGCAGGUGUUGCUGGUGUCCCUUUAACACAGGGCUGCAGGUGGGGGCAAGGAGGAAGGGUACAGUGUUUUGGUGGUGGCUGUGGAAUGUUGCUGUUUUCUGUGCCCCAUUUGCUGGCAGAGAGUUUUCCACUGAGCCAUUUAAUCUUGCUGCUGUUUGUUUGGGUUUGUGUGCUGGCAAAACAGUGGCAGGAAUGUCACAGGGUCACACAAGCUGUUAGGGGUUGGAAGGGACCUCCAGAGAUCAUCCAGUCCCACCCUCCUGCCAGAGCAGGAGCAGAGAAUCCAGCACAGGUCACACACAGGCAGGGCUGGAAAGGCUCCAGAGAAGGAGACUCCACAACCUCUCUGGACAGCCUCUUCCAGUGCUCUGGGACCCUCACAGUGAAGUAGUUCCUCCUCAUGUUGAGGGGGGAGCUCCUGUGCUGUAGUCUAUGUCCACUGCCCCUUGUCCUGUCCCAGGGUGCAACAGAGACAAGCCUCAAUUUAGAUGUCUUUGGUUAAACAACAGAU
This is a messenger RNA of Dryobates pubescens (Downy woodpecker), 1925 nucleotides long. It is a transcript of the gene LANCL1, whose product is annotated as LanC like glutathione S-transferase 1. Gene Ontology annotation, cellular component: plasma membrane. The coding region runs from base 16 to 1218 and encodes 400 amino acids. Gene Ontology annotation, biological process: carbohydrate metabolic process; peptide modification. The record is from RefSeq and is a predicted model, not a curated record. The transcript has 9 exons. Lineage: Eukaryota; Metazoa; Chordata; Aves; Piciformes; Picidae.